AUGGCUUAACCCAAUGAAGAUCAACCUUCUUUAGCAGAGUUGCAAUCAACCCAACCUCAAAGACUGAUUCGACUCUUUUUUAAAUACAUCUUGUCCGAUAUUGCCAAGAGGCCACGUUCUUUUAAGAUUGGAUUACUCUCAACUUAUAUUGUUAUUGCAUUUCUGGGAUUACUGUAAUGUUUAAAAAGUCUAAGUCCUUUUUUAUUUCUUCAAUUGGCUGAAACCUCUGUUGGGGACACAGAUCUACAAUUUUUACCCAAAACUCUGGCUAGCAAAAAUGAUUUCAGGCUCAUCAACAUAACAGAGUUACGCCAAUACACUUCUUAAAUCGACGAAUUUCUAGAUGUUUCUCCGAGAUGGCUGUUUAUGUGCGAUAUCUACAAUCCCAAAGCAUCCCUUAAUUUGACUUCUUUUUUUAUGAUUCUAGAUUCACAACUUGAAAAUAGCAUAGGCCUUGGUCGAAGAUUAGAUACUGACAUCAUCACUUCUAAUUAAAUUUAUAUAUCCAACACACUCUAAAAGGGACUGGGAGUUCAAAUUGGAGACACUAUUCAAAUCAAAUUUAGUGUCCUUCAAUUUCUUAAACACUUUGGAUUCAACAACACAGAAGGUGAAUCUAAGAAUCAUCUAAGAGAAUCUUUCAAAAGGUUUUUAAAUGACCUAUUGCAAAUUUCUGAUGAUGAUAUAUUACAUAGGAAAUUUGAUGUUGCAACUAUGUUGAAAUAUGUAGAAGAAUAUAAAUAUUUUGUUAAUGAUUUAGAAGCAUCUGAAUGGAAGAAAAAUCAGACUAAAAAAAGUUUAAUUUAAUCAAUUUAUAGUUAAAACAUAACAACUCCUUAGAAGAAAUUGGCAAAACAAAUGGUCGACUACAUAUUUACUAGAAAUUUGACUAAGGAUGCCAGAAGCAUGUAUCGAUUUGUUUUUCGACUUUCAAAGUUUACUAAGGAAAUCACCAUUUCAUAGAUAGAAGAUGGUUUCUUUGAUAUAGCAAUUGAAAUAGCAGAAUUUGAAUUAAAUUUUUCAGUUUAUCAAAGUGUCGAAUCCCCAAAAGGAAAAUGGACAGAAGCUCUAGGAAUGAUGGUAUUCAUGGAUUAUAAAGAUGCAACCAGUUUAUUUUUAGAUGCCAUCCUCGAUAGAUUUGAUGCUGUGAUUAAAUAAAAGAGAAAGUAUGACUAAGGUAUGGCAGGAGCGGUAUCAUAAUUAAUUCCUGUUAAAGAGACUAGAAAUUCAGUGAGGGACAAGCUAAAACAUUUUUAACUCUAGGAGUAUUCUCUGAUGGCCAAUGUGGUAUUCUAGAAUAAAUAUCCAAAAUAUGAGACUCCAGAAAAUGCAAAAGCUGCAGUCAUUUCAUCAACAAAUCAAUUUUACUCAAUUGCUGGGUAUGAUUAUCCUGUUUAAAUUAUGGCACCAUUAGGUUUUAUCGUUGAACUAUACCAUUUAAUAAAACACUUCAUUGAUACUCUGAUAUAGGUGGCAACUAUAAUUUUAUUAAUGCUAUCUAUUUUAUUGAUUUAUUCAUUGAUGAUAGGUGAUGUAGAUGAGAAGACUUAUGAAUUUGGUAUGUUGAGAGCCUUAGGGUUCAGAAAAUCAUGGUUAAUUGUAUUAUUACUAUUCUAAGCAUUGACAUUUGCAAUACCAGGCUUAUUAUUAGCCUUAAUUACUUGUUACUUAUUAAAUGCGUUAGUUUCAAUGUAUAUAUUUGAUAUGUCUCUUUUGAUUUCCUCAUAUAGUAUUCCUCUCUAUGCAUUGAUUGUUCAAAUAAGCAUAGGAAUCUGUAUGCCUAUUGUUAGCAAUAUCCUACCAAUUAAACAGGCUUUAUCGACAACUCUUAGAGAUUCUUUAAAUUUAUUACAUAAGGUUGUCAGCAACAUUGUUGUAACUGUUAUGAGACUUGAAAAGAUAGGGAUAAGUUUAAAUUAAACAAUUUAUUCAAUAAUGUUAAUAUCUAUAGGAUUUAUAAGUUAUUACGUUAUUCCUAUGAAUAUUAUAUAUUAAAAUGUUGGACUUGCUAUUUUUGUAUUAAAUAUUGUAUUUGUAACGAUGUUAAUAGGUGUAACAAUGAUAAUCAAUUUAGUUCAAAAAAUAGUUGAAAAAUAUCUUCUCUAUUUGAUAUUAUGUCUGAAAUCAUCCGAUUAAAAUUUGAAACCCGUAAUCUUAAAUAAUUUAAAAAGUCAUGAGAAUAGAAAUGCGAAAACAACCCUUAUGUACUCGCUUGGUUUGUCUUUGAUUAUAUUCACAGGAUCUUCAUUUGCAAUUAUGAGCUAGAUGAUGUAAAAUUACAUCAAAGUCAGCACAGCUGCAGAUAUUCGUAUUUUUGAUGCCUCCAAAAAGUUUGGCUUAGAUGAGUAUGGAUUAAGGCAACAUCUUGAAUGGGAAUAAAAGAAUGACUCUACUUUGAUCAAAGAUUAUACAUUUAGUGCUUUACCUUUGAAUGAAUAUCCUGGUAUCUAAAAUCACUUUUCAAUCUCUCCAUUAUCUCGUUUUCCGAGAAACCUUAUCAUAUUGCAACCAGUCGAGAAAAACCUACUGAAUUCAAUCACAUUAGAAUAUUAUCAACCAACUGAAUAUGAUACUGAAUCAAGUGACGUUAAAUAUUUGGACAAUGGUGUAAGAGAUGGAAUAUAUGAUUUAUAUAAUAGGGACUCUAAUUAUGAUAUGAAAUAACAGAAAGAUAUCUCUGGAAUAAUUUCCAAUUCCAAAUAUUAUUAAAUAUUUGAACCAAAAUAAAAAACCAUAAAAAUAGAUAGGGAAAUAAAUAUAAUAAUUCCAGAAGGGUAUAGGAAUGCAGGUAGUAUAAGUGUUAAUACACCUGCAUUACUUACGAUUAAAAAUAAGGAGUACAUGAUAGAGAAGAGAUUGAAAAUUAGGCAUAUGGCAACUAAGAUACCAAAUUUUGAUUUUAGUGCUUAUACUACAGUUGUAUUUUUUGGACAAGGAUUGAUUACUAUGUAGGAUGCAGAAUUAUUAUUAAAAGAGAUUCUGAACAAUAGAGCGGUAAGAAAGAGUAGAAAAUAUAGGAAACUUAAGGAAUUUAUAGAGCAAUUACCAAAGAAUUUGAGUUUUGGCUUGCCUAAAGAUUAGUUGUUUAUAAAGUUUAACAGGGAUACAACUAGGGAAGAAAGAUUGGAUUUUAGUAAUCGAAUGAGAAAUUAUUUCAAAAAUGAUUAAAUUUAUUUGAUAGAUUCUCAAGAGCUUAUGAGAACUUUUGAUGAAGUGUUCACAUAUUUUGAGAUAUUUAAUGCCGUGGUUGCAGCCAUUGCUUUGAUUUUAUCCUUUUUCUUACUUUUAAUAUCAUUUAUUAGUAAUGUAAGAAAUAAUUGCUGGGAAAUUGGUAUCCUAAGAGCAAUAGGUUUACAAGAAGUAUAAAUUCAAAAGGUGUUUAUCUAUGAAUCUAUAUCUUUAAUAGUAUCUUCAGGUUUAAUAGGUUCUUUAGUUGGAUUCAUAACAGCGUCUACUUUUGCAAUGUAAAUAGCCACAUUUUCGGAAAGUUAGUUCAGAUUAGCAUUUCCUUUGUAUACUUUUCUUUUUACUUUCCUUGGUGGAAUUUUGAUUGCUGUGGCUUCGAGUUAUUUGGCUGUUAGACAAUUAAAGAAUAAAGAAAUUGCCUUCAUCUUAAAAAAUUAGAUUUGA
Molecule: messenger RNA, 3630 nt
Organism: Paramecium tetraurelia
Lineage: Eukaryota; Ciliophora; Oligohymenophorea; Peniculida; Parameciidae
Exons: 4
Cellular component (GO): membrane
Source: RefSeq, a predicted model, not a curated record